CGCCGACGGGCACUCACUUCCAUUUUGAUGCAUGGAUUUCACUUGUGCUCACCACUUUUUGAGAGAGUGUGUGUGUGUGCGUGUUGAACUUGGAUCAAGGUGGUGGAGGUGUUGGGUGAAGGAACUUUACUGUCUAAGGCAGCGACACAAUUGGCCAGCUUCAGUGUUAGAUUUUUGGUACCACGCGUCUGUCUCUGUCUCUCAUUAGCCCAUCCAUUCAUGGGAGGAGGGCAGUCGGGUUGAAAUGCCUCAGGGCAGCCAGAAAAACAUGACUGGGACAGCAAGACGUUGCAGGUGUAUCCGUCCCUUAGGUGCAGGUGCAGGUGCAAGGGCCACUUGCAAAUUGUGGCAGGGAGUCAUCUAUGGCUUUAGAAUAAAGAGGCAGGCAGGCGCGGGAGAGAGCAGGACUGCAGGAGCAGGAGCAGGCGGCAAAAAAGGGCAGGAGGGAAGGAGAGACAGUCGACAGACUCGAGACAGCAUAGGAAGCAGCAGCCCGAACUUCAAAGGCAGGAAGGAGCCACUGGUCAGGACUGGACUCAGGAGGGCAGGGCAGUAUUGGAUCGGGACGGAGUACGGGAGACUGGAGGCAGGGGGUGGGCCACACCUGCAGCAUCGCACCUGCCCUGCACCUGUCCUGCACCUUACUCCUGGCACUCACGCACUGCAGGAGCGCUGGCCGGUGUCUGGCCCUCCUCCUGCCUCUGCUCCUGCCUCUGCUCCCACGCUCCUUCUUGCUCCUGGGCAGGUUGACUGGCUCCUGCUCUGUUGUUAUGGCUUGCUGCUGGAUGGCUGGGUGCCGCGCUCCUUCCUUCGAACCUGACCUUCCCGGCCAGACCUGCCUGGCCUCUUCCUCCAAUUAAAGUGCAGCCAAAAAAUCGAACCUCUCGUCAUGGGAGAAUACCUGACCUACGGACAAUGCGGAGACGCUACGCUUUAUCCGUA
Messenger RNA from Colletotrichum phormii, 942 nucleotides. RefSeq lists its product as uncharacterized. Lineage: Eukaryota; Fungi; Ascomycota; Sordariomycetes; Glomerellales; Glomerellaceae. The transcript is spliced from 3 exons. The record is from RefSeq and is a predicted model, not a curated record. Bases 245 to 820 code for a protein of 191 amino acids.